AUGCUAAGUGGUCAACUAUUUUAUAAAUAUUUCGAAACUCUCUCUUUUUUUACAGAAAAACUCCGCCUAUCUCUCUGCGUGGGGUGCGGAGGUCAAAUCCACGACCAAUACAUCCUGAGGGUAGCUCCCGACCUAGAGUGGCACGCCGCUUGCCUCAAAUGCCAAGAAUGUAGACAAUUUCUGGACGAAAGCUGUACCUGCUUCGUUAGAGAUGGAAAAACAUAUUGUAAAAGAGAUUAUACUAGGUUAUUUGGAACGAAAUGUGACAAGUGCGGAUCCUCCUUUAGUAAGAACGACUUCGUAAUGCGCGCCAAGACGAAGAUCUACCACAUCGACUGCUUCAGAUGCUGCGCCUGCUCAAGACAACUUAUACCAGGUGACGAAUUCGCGUUACGAGAAGGAGGUGCACUAUAUUGUAGAGAAGAUCACGAUGUUUUAGAAAAGAGUGCAACAGCGAGUGGUGGAACUAGCGGCAACACAGAAAGCAACAACAACACGACCCUCAGCAACAACAACUCACACCAUCCACACGAAUUAGGAUCUAUGUCUGAUUCUGGCAGUGAAUCAGGAUCCCACAAAAGCGGUCGCGCUCGAACUUCAACUGCUACGGACGGCAAACCCACGCGAGUACGAACUGUGUUGAAUGAGAAGCAGUUACACACAUUGAGAACAUGCUACGCAGCCAACCCUCGGCCUGACGCUCUCAUGAAAGAACAGCUCGUAGAGAUGACCGGCCUCAGUCCAAGAGUCAUAAGGGUCUGGUUCCAGAACAAACGCUGCAAAGACAAGAAGAAAACGAUCCAGCUGAAGAUGCAGAUGCAGCAGGAAAAGGUGAUAUCUUAUCCUCAUUUGCAACAGGAAGGAAGACGUCUGGGCUACAUGUCAAUGGGGGUCCCCCUGGUGGCGGGGUCCCCGGUUCGCCACGAGCCCGCGGGUUCACUCGCGCUCGAGGUCACCGCCUACCAGCCCCCCUGGAAGGCGCUCUCGGACUUCGCCCUCCACGCCGACCUCGACAGGGCGCCGCAGCAUAGCGCAGCCUUCCAGCAGUUGGUUAACCAGAUGCACGGCUACGACAUCCCGAACCUCCCCCCUCCGCGCGCGCCGCACGGCGAGGACAACUACGUGACGUACCUGGAGAGCGACGACAGCCUCCCCCCCUCGCCCUAG
This is a messenger RNA of Arctia plantaginis, 1167 nucleotides long. The record is from the annotation of a GenBank genome assembly. Lineage: Eukaryota; Metazoa; Arthropoda; Insecta; Lepidoptera; Erebidae.